Messenger RNA from Exophiala spinifera, 1992 nucleotides. RefSeq lists its product as uncharacterized. Bases 1 to 1992 code for a protein of 663 amino acids. Lineage: Eukaryota; Fungi; Ascomycota; Eurotiomycetes; Chaetothyriales; Herpotrichiellaceae. Gene Ontology annotation, molecular function: copper ion binding; oxidoreductase activity. The record is from RefSeq and is a predicted model, not a curated record. The transcript has a single exon.
AUGAGACUAUCGACAGCCGCAGCUCUGCUAACUGCAGCAACCAGCAUCUCUGCGUCCUCGAACUCACCCACGUCCACCAAUGCUUCAAUCUGCUCGACAGCCUCGACGUGUAAACCCUUCUUGAUCGAGCUGACAUGGGGACCAACGAACGCGUCGAACGUCUUCUCCAGGGAGGCAAUCUUGACCAACGGCUCCUUCCCUGGCCCUCCGUUGAGGCUCAAUGUUGGAGAGUGUGUCGACUUUACCGUGGUCAAUAACAUGCCCAAUGUCACGGGUGUUCACUUCCACGGUAUUCGACAGCUAGGGACGCCUUGGGCGGACGGAGUCCCAGGUGUGUCCCAGUACUCGAUUCGACCAGGCUCCAGCUACAACUAUCAGUGGACCGCAGAGGAGUCGGGGAUUUACUUUUACCACAGUCACUACAAGGGCCAGAUGAUGGACGGACUAUACGGCGCAAUCAUUAUCUCGCCUGCGGAAAAUGCGACUAGACCGUUCUCCCUAAUCAGCAACGACUCAGCUGAUAUCGAGAAGAUGAAGGCGGCAGAAGCGAAAGUCGAGGCGAUCCUUACCUCGGACUGGAAUCGCUUUACCUUUAACGAGUUCUUUGAGAUCGAAAAGUCUGCCAACAUCGACUACUCCUGCACGGAUUCCUUCGUCCUCAACGGCAUGGGAUCGGUCUACUGCUUACCAAUAUCUACUCUCAGCCUCGACGAGGCUCCGCAAGCGGCGGUUGUUCUUAACGGAAGCUCAUUAACCGCCAAAGGCUGCAUUCCGCCCAAUAACAUUGCGGUCCAAGGCGCCUACUCGCGCAACUUGGCUGCCUUACCCGCCGGUGCAUAUUCUCAGUGUACGCCAUACACUGGCACAAACUUCACCUACUCUGUUGACAAUAAAGACGAGUGGGCGGCGUUGUCGUUUAUCAGCCCCAGCGGAACCGCUCUUUUCAAGAUCACGAUCGACAGCCACAAGAUGUAUGUCUACGAAAUUAAUGGUCACUACGUCGAACCACAACUCGUGGAUCAGAUUGGACUCGAUAACGGUGACAGAAUUUCCGUGUUGAUCAAGCUCGAUCAAGCCCCGGCUGACUACACCAUCCGCGUUGCGAACAGUGGCCUAAAUCAAGUAAUCUCAGGGUACGGCAUUCUGUCGUAUCAGGGAAGCUCAGGGCCUGCGCCCUCUACUGGUGCCGUUAUGAACUAUGGUGGCCAGAACACGACCACAAUCACAGUGCUGGACCGGGCUACAGCUUACCCCUAUCCCGCUGAGACGGUCUCGGGUACCGCUGAUGCCACAUUUGUUCUCGACAUCAUGAAGGACCCGCAAGAAUCGUUGGCGUGGGCCUGGUCCCUGAAUGGAGUAGAUGCGUACAACCAAAGCAGAGACGACGAAACUCCGCCACUACUAUACCAGUCUCCUGCGAACAUCCCCCCAAGCGACCUGAUACUACGAACAAACUACAACGACUGGGUGGACCUCAUCAUCAAGGUCGCCGGCCCACUGGCCGAGCCGCAUCCCAUCCACAAACACGCCAACAAGUACUUUGUCAUCGGGGCGGGCAUCGGCGAUUUCAAUUACACAACUGUGGCCCAAGCCCAGUCCGCCGGGGUGAAAUUCAAUCUCGAUAAUCCGCCAUUCGUUGACGGUUACACGACCACCGAAGCAGAGGGUCCAGCCUGGAUGGUUCUCAGGUACCAAGCCAACACCCCGGGAGCCUGGUUGUUGCACUGUCAUGUUCAAAGCCAUCUGACCGGCGGAAUGGCCGUAGCCAUUCUAGACGCCGUGGACCAGUUUCCAUCAGUUCCCUCCGACGCUGGCGCGGUGUGCUCCAAUGCGGGAUCUAGCUUCAGCAGCUCAUCUGCCGCUGCCUCCAGUACCUCUUCAGUGACUGUCAAGUCGUACACCAACGUUGCGGCGGCGCCCUUGAGCAAACAACGCACCACUGCUCUAGGUCUCGUUCUGGCUUUGGCUGGUGCUGCUGGUCACAUUUUGUAG